Messenger RNA from Alternaria burnsii, 1140 nucleotides. RefSeq lists its product as uncharacterized. The record is from RefSeq and is a predicted model, not a curated record. The transcript has 4 exons. The annotation marks the transcript as partial. Lineage: Eukaryota; Fungi; Ascomycota; Dothideomycetes; Pleosporales; Pleosporaceae.
CGUAUUCACGUAGAGCUGACUGUGGAGAAGGAUCUGGGCCCCAACCUCACGGCGACAGUCCUCACGACAGGACUGCUGGCCUUCAUAACGAUGGGUAUGCGCACACAUGUCAGAAUCACCAAUCGAAGCUGGGCUCUUGAGGAUUGGAUCAUGGCAGUCGGAUGCUUGCCUCUCAUGACGCUCACCAUUGUCACGACUAUCGGUUCUUACUACGGCAUCGGUGCCAAAGACAGUACUUUCGCUCAGCCUGGCAAUCAGAAAUAUGUGGAGACGGCCUACUUCUGGUUCUUCUUCUAUCAAAUCUUCUACUGCACCUCCAUCAUCUUCAUUAAGCUGAGCAUCGCCUUCAUGUUAAACCGGAUAGCUGGAAGAAGGAUGAUCUUCAUUUACAUCAACUACGGCAUCAUGGGUCUCUGCGCAGCCACCAACCUAGCAGCCAUUCUUUACAUCAUCUUCCAAUGUCAUCCCGUUGAGGCUGCUUGGAGAGCCGAUCUCAUGGCGGAAGGGACACACUGCGAGCCAUCAGUCUACUUGCAGAACGUUUACUUCUUCUGCACAUCGGUCAACAUCUUCACCGAUUGGGCUACCGCACUCAUGCCAAUCGCUCUCCUGUGGAAUGUGCAAAUGAACAGAAACACCAAGAUCUCAGUUGCUGGCAUUCUGGGCUUAGGUAUCUUCACAUCAGUCUCUGGCCUAGUUCGCCUAAAGUACACCGUCGGCCUGACAAGCAGCCAUGACUACCUCUAUGGCCUCGCGAACAUCCUCAUCUGGGGCUACGCCGAACCUGCCCUUGGUAUGCUUGUCGGCAACAUCGCGACCCUUCGCCCACUCUUUCAACGCCUCCUGCACCUCGGCUCAAGCGGCUCUCAGCAGCCUCACUCCGGAGGUACACCGCACGGCAUCAGCGGCGGUGGUGGCCGCUCGCAUCGCUACAAGCCAUUUGACCACGAAGUCGAGCUCGGCACCAUCGUGGACAACAAGGAUGGGGUUGUUCCUUCGAUUCAGGUUCGCGGCGGUCGUGGUAGCGUGUCGAGCGAUAGCGAGAGCCAGAAGGAGAUUCUAGAGAAGAAUGAUCGGUUUGUGAAUAACAAUAAGGAUAGUAUUGUUGUUAGUCGGCAUGUUGAGGUUAGUCGAGAGUGA